AUGGAGAAUGCAAGAGGCAAAGAGUGGAAUUCAACAGAGAAGUCGUGGGAAGAAUACGGGAAUCCCAAAUCCAAACGGGUGUCAGUAGAAACUGAAGAGGAACAUUGGACCUCGAGUCAACCAGGCACAUCUGCUUUACCAAGAACCUCAGCAAAGGAGACCAAACAAAAGAAAUCUGUGAACGGUGACAACGCUUCCUGUCUAAAGGAAAAGGCACAAUGCAAUGAAAACCUAAAGCCUCGGAAGAAGAUACCAAUUCCUCCCUUACCCUCUCAACUGCCUCCAAUCAACCUGCUUCACAGAGAUGUUGUGCGGGCCUGGUGCGGACAGUUAAAACUAAGCACCAAAGGCCAGAAAUUAGAGGUAUAUAAGCGACUCUGUGAAUAUGCUUACCCAAACCAGAAGAAUAUUCCUACCACAGCAAAAGAAGCCAGGAUGCAAGGAAAAUCAAAGAGGAAUAUGGGGGAAAUGUUCCUGGAAAGUUCUGAGAAAAGGACCUAUUCUGAGGAGACUGAUCCCCCUGAAAUGGCUCCUCCACCUGGGGAGGGACUGUCUACCCUAGGAGAGUCUGCUGCUCUCCUUGAGGGAAUUAAUCCAGUUGUGGUGACAACUACUGCCCCGGAGGCUGUGUUGGCCUCCUGGGCCAGAGUAGCAGCCAGGGCCGGCAAGAUGGACGCAGUGGAAUCAGAGGUCGUGGAAACGCCACCAGAGACUGAAGGUGUCAGGUGGUGCGUGGUCCAUGGGAGAAGUCUCCCUGCAAGCACAAAUGGUUGGGUUCGCCUGCAGUUUCAUGCUGGACAAGUCUGGGUUCCUGAAAAGAAAACAGGGAGAGUGAGUGCACUCUUCUUGCUUCCUGCCUGCAACUUUCCACCCCCACACAUGGAGGACAAUAUGUUGUGCCCCACGUGUGUUCACAGGAACAAGGUCUUAAUAAAAAGCCUCCAAUGA
Galeopterus variegatus (Sunda flying lemur) is the source of this 948-nucleotide messenger RNA. RefSeq names its product developmental pluripotency associated 4 (gene DPPA4). Gene Ontology annotation, cellular component: nucleus. Gene Ontology annotation, biological process: system development. Gene Ontology annotation, molecular function: chromatin binding. The coding region runs from base 1 to 948 and encodes 315 amino acids. The transcript has 7 exons. The record is from RefSeq and is a predicted model, not a curated record. NCBI's taxonomy places the organism in Eukaryota, Metazoa, Chordata, Mammalia, Dermoptera, Cynocephalidae.